UUAUUGGUAAUGGAGUAACUGACAUCAAAACUUCAAAGACAAUGUAUCCUAACGGGUUUGAUGUAUCAGUUGCACCAGAAGGUUUAAAAAUUGAACUAUUGGCACCAAGGUAUACUGACAUAAGAGUCACUGUGCCAGAUGAAUUGCAUUUAGAAACAGUAAAUAUUAGAAUUACAAAAAAUCCAAUAAGAGAUUAUUCAUUAGAUUCCCCAGCACCGUCGUCAACAGAUGGAUCAGAGGAUAAUAAUAUGUUAUCUAUGCGUGAAAUAGACACUUCGGAUUCAGCAGAUUCUAAUAAAGAUUCUGAAAUCUAUGAGAAAGAUAACUUCCAACUAAAACAUUUGAAAGCUGUGGUCACUGACCCAAAGGUUACUAUUACAGAUCGAAUAUCUCAACCGUCAGAAGAAAGUCCUAAACUAGGACCUCAAAGAUUGAUUGAAGAACGAAGUAUUUUUGUGAAUAAGUUAGCAAUGACAAUCGAUUCGCAAGGAUCAUCCAGACAAUUACCUUCUUAUCCAUCUAAUAAUAUUACAUAUUCUAUAUCUCAAACUGUGUCAACAGCCCCACCAUUUUAUAUUCUACCAAAAUUCUCAGAUCUCCUAAACGUUUAUGACGCUUAUUCUGAGUGGUAUCACGGUCAUGAUGGAA
This is a messenger RNA of Ambispora leptoticha, 648 nucleotides long. Lineage: Eukaryota; Fungi; Glomeromycota; Glomeromycetes; Archaeosporales; Ambisporaceae. The record is from the annotation of a GenBank genome assembly.